Caenorhabditis angaria is the source of this 2498-nucleotide messenger RNA. The record is from the annotation of a GenBank genome assembly. Lineage: Eukaryota; Metazoa; Nematoda; Chromadorea; Rhabditida; Rhabditidae.
AUGAACCUAAACGAUCCAACAAAACAGGCGGAGAUUUAUCGAUAUUUGGAGAAUUUGAAAAAAGACGAAGAUGGUUGGAAAAAAUCAGUGCAAACAAUCGUCGCAAAUCAGGCAAAUAAUCCAGAAGAGGCAUUUCUUCUCCUACAAGUUUUGGAGGAUUUUUUGGGUAAACGAUAUUUGCAUGCAAAUCCAGCCGAUCAUCAAAUUAUUCGUAAUUUUUUCCUGCAUUAUAUCAAGGUAUUGAUUUCAAAAAUGUUCUUAAAAUUCAAAAAUCUGUUAUUUUUAGCAAUACCAAUCAAAUGCACAAGAACCCCCAGUGUAUUUGGUGAAUAAAAUGGCGCAUUUGUUUUCGAUGGCUUUUGCGGUGGAUUUUCCGGAUAAAUGGUCGACAUUUUUCAACGAUUUGUUCUUCUCGCAAAAUUUGAUGGAUCGAAAAAUUGUGUUUUUUUAUUUGAAAGUUUUGUUGGCUAUUGAUGCUGAAGUUGUUGAUCGAGAUAUUCAGAGAAGUAAAAUUGAGAGCGAUCGAAAUGUUAAAAUCAAAGAUGCGAUGAGGGACAUUUGUAUUAAUCAAAUUGCACAAAGUUGGCCAACUAUUAUGGUGAGAGGUUUUGUAAUUGAAAAAGCAUGAAAAAAAUAUUUAAUUCAUUUUCAUUUUCAAAAUUUACGCUAGUUGACGAAAUUUUCUAACAGAAUUAUAGCAUUCUGAACGAAUUUAAAUUACAUAUUCAUAUUUUUCGAGCAAGGUUUUAUUUUGGGUCUUAAUUCUUCUUCAUACGAUAGACAAUGAUAUCAAUUUUUAUGACUUUACCUUAGCCAUAAGUGGUUUAGUGAUGUAUUUAUUUCUCUAAAUCACUUAAGGGUAAGGUAAAGUCAUAAAAAUGUAUACCAUUCGAAGUGUCUUAUUCAUACGUCGCAAAGCCUCGUUUCAAAUCCACCAGUGCACACCCUUAUUUUUGAAAAUUUCUGGCAAAAGGGAUACCCCCUACCCCUUUUUCUUUUUCAUUUUCAACAUAGAAACUUGACAAUCUACAUUUUUCGAUAAACUUUGAGCUUCAUUUCGGCAAAUAUUCUCAUUUUCACCGCUUUUGAGUCAAAUUUUGAUUCAAAAACUUUAAUUUUUCUAAAACAAAAAAAUACGUUUCAAAAUUUUGAUAUAAUUUAUUUUCAAUUUUUUUCAAUGUUUUGUAUAUGAAAUAGUAAUUUCGAAAAUAGAUCAAAAUCAAAAUUCUCAAGAUUUGGAUGAACAUUUUGAAAUUAUCGAUUUUUGAAUCAAAAUUCGUGGAAAUUUUAAUCACUCCCAAUAAGUGUUAGAGUACAAAACUCAGAAAAAUUCUUCAAAAUGUUUUCUCAAGUGACAUUCCCUUCCAAAAACUGGGGUGAGUGUUAACCCCUCCUCGGGUCGAUUACCCCACGCAUGCGACGUAUGGUCUUAUUUUUAGCCAUAAGUGGCUUAUUGUAGAAAUUUCGCUAAAUCACUUAAGGGUAAGGUAAAGUCAUAAAAUUGAUAUCAUUCGAAUUGUCUUAGCCGAAAACCAAAAAUAUCGAUUCACUUCAUACGUCGCAUGCGUGGGGUAAUCGACCCGAGGAGGGGUUAUCACUCACCCCAGUUUUUGGAAGGGAAUGUCACUUGAGAAAACAUUUUGAAGAAUUUUUCUGAGUUUUGUACUCUAACACUUAUUGGGAGUGAUUAAAAUUUCCACGAAUUUUGAUUCAAAAAAUCGAUAAUUUCAAAAUGUUCAUCCAAAUUUUGAGAAUUUUGGUUUUGAAUCAAAACUUUUGAUCUAUUCUCGAAAUUACUAUUUCCUAUUCAAAACAUUCAAAAAAAUUGAAAAUAAAUUAUAUCAAAAUUUUGAAACGUAUUUUUUUGUUUUAGAAAAAUUAGAGUUUUUGAAUCAAAAUUUGACUCAAAAGCGGUGAAAAUGAGAAUAUUUGCCGAAAUGAAGCUCAAAGUUUAUCAAAAAAUGUAGAUUGUCAAGUUUAUAUGCUGAAAAUGAAAAAGGAAAAGGGGGAGGGGUUAUCCCUUUUGCCAGAAAUUUUCAAAAAUAAAGGUGUGCACUGGUGGAUUUGAAACGAGGCUUUGCGACGUAUGAUUCACUUGCACAAAAACUAUACUGAACCAUAAAACCUCCCUCUAAAAUCAUAAUUUUUAGCAAUCAAUCGAAGACGACGUGAUCCAAUGUCUUGUCCUCGACAAUAUAGCAUCCUACAUCGAUUGGAUAGAAUUGGACCUAAUCGCAAACGACACAGUAAUGGGUCUCGUCAUCCAUCGAUUAUCAAAACCAACAACUUCCGAAUCAGCAACCAAUGCGGUUUGUGGUCUAUUGCAAAAAGGAAUGCAUGCGGAUAAAAAAGUCGGGUUGGCAUUGACACUUGUGCGUGUUUUUCGAGCCAAUAAUUUGUUGACAAUUACGGAUGAGAGUGAUGAGGAUGAUAUUACACGGGUUGGUUCACUUGUUAAUACGUUGGGAUUGGUGUUGUUGGAUGUUCAUCAGAAGUGA